CGGAAACACGUAUAGCAGCUGGUGACUGUUGCCCAACCGGCUGCAAGAUGAGGUGAAGCAAUCGGGCUGCCCAAGGAGGAGCCAUGCACUACCAAGCCGUUCACCCCGAGGCACCAUCAGGUCACUGUUCUAUGUAAGAAAAAUUACAGACUACAAAUAUGGGAAAGAAACGCAUCAAAGGCAAACCUGCACAGUCUGAUGAGUCUGCAGAUACGCUGGAACCUGUGUGCAAGCAUAUUCGUAAAGGAUUAGAACAAGGUCAUCUGAAAAAGGCGCUACUGAAUGUGGAAUGGCAUGUUUGUCAGGACUGCAAGGCAGAUAAUAAGACACAAGAGAAGUCUGAAGAGGAGACCAGUGAAAGCCCUUCAAUAUGGUUAUGUCUAAAAUGUGGCCAUAGGGGCUGUGGCAGAAAUUCUCAAGAACAGCAUGCUUUAAAGCAUUACGAAACGCCAAGAUCAGAUCCCCAUUGUUUGGUUCUCAGUUUGGACAACUGGAGUGUGUGGUGCUACAUAUGUGAUACUGAAGUUCCAUAUGGUACUUCAAGCCGAUUGGGCCAGACUGUGGAUUAUAUUAGAAAACAAGUUUGCACUGGCUCAUCACAUACAGUACAAAAGCAACAAGAGAACAAAGAUAUUGAAAAUAAAAAAGUAGAAAAGGACAGCAAAAAUGAGCAAGAAAAAGAAGUCUCGCUUAAAGAAGAGAAUUCUAAUUCAAGUACUAAUUCGGAAGUGACUGUGAAGGGACUUAGUAAUUUGGGGAAUACAUGUUUCUUUAAUGCAGUGAUGCAGAAUUUAUCACAAACUCCAGUCCUGAGGGAGCUGCUUAAAGAAGCUAAAAUGUCUGGCACAACAGUUAAAAUCGAGUCACCCGAGUUAUCCAUGGAACCUCAACUGAUAAAACUAGAUCAGCCAGGUCCUUUGACAUUAGCCAUGUAUCAAUUCCUGACAGAAAUGCAAGAGACAAAAAGAGGGGUCGUCACUCCUAAGGAACUUUUUGCUCAGGUUUGUAAAAAAGCAAUACGAUUUAAAGGUUAUCAGCAGCAAGACAGUCAUGAGUUGCUUCGUUACUUACUUGAUGGAAUGAGAUCAGAAGAAAUGCAACAAAUAAGUGUUGGAAUACUGAAGGCACUGACUGACUCUAACAAACAAAAUGAAGAAGAAAUUAAAAAGAAAAUUAAAGAAUAUGAAAAGAAAAAGGGAAUACAGAGUUUUGUGGAUCGGAUUUUUGGUGGAGAAUUAACCAGUACAAUUAUGUGUGAGGAAUGCAGAACUGUAUCCUUGGUCCAUGAGUCUUUCCUUGAUUUGUCGCUUCCUGUACUAGAUGAUCAGAAAGUAAAAAAUACCAAUGAGAGAAACAUUAAGAAAAACAAAGAAAAGGAAUCUGAGGAUGAAGAGAAUAAAAACGAUGACUGUUACCUUAAGCAGAGAGAUGAGCCCCCUGGUACAAGUAAGCACCUUCAGAAAAAAGUCAAGAAACAGGCCAAAAAACAAGCUAAGAGCCAACGCCGUCAACAAAAACUUCAAGGAAAAGUGCUUCACUUGACAGAUAUCUGUGCAACUGAACAGCCAGAAAAAGAUUUUGAACACAACCAAGAAUCAGAGGCAGAAAUUGACUCUGAAAUGCCUGAUAUGAAGCAAGAAGAGGAGUCAUCAAAUGAUUGCAAAGAUCACUGCUUAACUCAAAAAGACUUGAAUAUACAGGGAAAUAGUACAGAAGUUCAGAGCAUGCAUGAAAAUACAGGAAAGCCUGAACAAGAGUGUGUAGAAAAGGAGUCUCUCGGGGAUCUCCCUAUGGGAGACUUAGAUUGUCCUGGCAAAUUAGUUAAUGGACUUGACAAUAUAUCUUUGAAAGAUGAAGGUGAUGAAAAUAAUGACAAAGAGCUUGCUACUGACUUUUCAAAACUACAUUUGAGUGACAAUGCUGAACCUGAUAUGAGUACCUUAGAUGACCUUCAGUCUGUUCCCAUCAAGACAUGUGAAGUAUUGACUGAAGAUUCAGGGACAGCAUUUUGUACUCUUGCAAAUAGGGAAGAUCUGAAUCCAGAAGAAGGUUCAAUCCAUCACUGUUUGUAUCAGUUUACCCGUAAUGAAAAACUUACUGAGACCAAUAAACUACUCUGUGAUGUAUGUACACAAAGACAUUAUGGACCAAAGAAGAACAUAAAAAGUAUGACAAAUUAUCUUAUCUGCUGCUUGGGUGAAAAAUAUAUUUAUACUAAUGCCAAAAAGCAGAUGCUAAUCUCUCUUGCUCCUCCAGUUUUAACUCUUCACUUAAAAAGGUUUCAACAGGCUGGAUUUAAUCUCCGGAAGGUUAACAGGCAUAUCAAGUUCCCAGAAGUGAUAGACUUGGCUCCUUUCUGUACAGCUAAAUGUAAAAAUGUGGCUGAAGGGAACACAAAAGUAUUAUACUCUCUCUAUGGAGUUGUUGAGCACAGUGGAACAAUGAGGUCUGGGCACUAUACUGCAUAUGCUAAAAUGCGAAGUAUGAACAACCAUCUCUCUGAUCUUGUCCUUCGAGGACAACCUCCUCAAGCUUUAGAAACUGAACCAGUAAAAGGGCAGUGGUUCCACAUCAGUGACACCCACGUACAAGCUGUGUCUGCAUCAAAAGUUCUGAACUCUCAAGCCUAUCUUCUCUUCUAUGAGCGACUCCUUUAACUCAUUUGAGAAAUCUUAUAGGUGGUGAGAGGUGUUUAUCCUCAGGUGGUCUGAAAGAAGGAAAAGACUUGCAAAUCAUGGUCUUCACAUGGUGUAGCUACUGUAUACAACUGCAGAAAUACAGUUUAUGCUUCCUAAACACACUGACAAGGGGUUAACUUACACUUUUUCCAGUGUUUUCACUGCUUUUAAAUAAAGGCCUUUUACAAAAUUAGUGUUGAGUUUCUGUUGAGGGCAUUGGCACAGACAAGGAACCACUACUUUUAGUUUCCUGCAAGCGCUAUACAUUUCAGUCAGCUUUCACUUUAAUGGGACCAGCUUCAAUUUUAAGCUAGUUAUCUUGCCUAUCAUCUAAGUGUAUUUUAGAACUGAGUUCCAAUUAGUAGCUGUUUCUUUCUGCACAUCUUAGACCUGAGACAAAUUCAGCAUCAGCUCCUUUUUCACUGUUGGUUUAUGCCCCAUAGAGUUGUCCCUGGUGUGCAAACUCUGGGAAUUCUUCCACAUGGGAAUGUUGCUGGUAUUUUGGUAAGGCUAAGAGCUUGGGUCUCUCUCCCCUUUGCUACAGGCACUCCUUCUGCACUAGGGUGGGGUAAGAAAAUUAGUCCUGCAGUGACUUGUAACUAUGAAGUUCUCCACAGGCUAGGCUUCACAUUGGGUUUCACAUAAAUAAAAUCUUGGCUUGUCCAUGCUAAAGCAGCAGCUGCUUACAUUCAGUGCAUUUUUCACAACCUCACUAAGGAAAUGGGCAGUCUUACGUGUUCUUGUUACCCUUACAGUCAGCAGCAGCAGCACUUGUGCAGCUGACUGUUACCAGUAUGCCAAUCCUUCUGAAAACUUGCUGAGUUUAUUUUUUGGCCACACCAGCAAUGAACUAUAAAGCAAGCAUUAGUGUAGCUGCUGUAUGGCAGCCUUAUUUAGGCAUAAGAUAGUCCUAGACUUGAUUUAGCCUUCCACACCCUCCUGGCUGUGAAACAGUAGCACCAGCAAGAGUAAUAAAGGCAUUAAUUACUGAAGUGGCUUGAAUUUCAAGUGCAGUUCUCCUUUCAGGUUACUCUGAGACACACAAGCUGUUUAAUUUCCAAGAAGAAUCUUAACAGAGGGCUUCUCUUGAAAGAUUCUGGUAUUCUGCAUCAUGCUAGCUACUGCUACCCAUCCUUUAUUUUUAAGGCCAUUAGAAUGAGAUGCAGUUCACUGCAGUCAGGCUGCCAUUUUGAGAGCAUGGAAAUUCUUUAAAGGGUAACAAUGAAGUUGAUGUAUGAAACAAAAAUAAAUGA
This is a messenger RNA of Melopsittacus undulatus (budgerigar), 3931 nucleotides long. RefSeq names its product ubiquitin specific peptidase 16 (gene USP16). The record is from RefSeq and is a predicted model, not a curated record. The transcript is spliced from 18 exons. Bases 159 to 2657 code for a protein of 832 amino acids. Gene Ontology annotation, biological process: regulation of cell cycle; regulation of gene expression. Gene Ontology annotation, molecular function: zinc ion binding; cysteine-type deubiquitinase activity. Lineage: Eukaryota; Metazoa; Chordata; Aves; Psittaciformes; Psittaculidae.